This is a messenger RNA of Capsella rubella, 2510 nucleotides long. Its product is annotated as TOM1-like protein 6. Lineage: Eukaryota; Viridiplantae; Streptophyta; Magnoliopsida; Brassicales; Brassicaceae. The record is from RefSeq and is a predicted model, not a curated record. Gene Ontology annotation, biological process: protein transport to vacuole involved in ubiquitin-dependent protein catabolic process via the multivesicular body sorting pathway. Gene Ontology annotation, molecular function: ubiquitin binding; phosphatidylinositol binding. The coding region runs from base 170 to 2239 and encodes 689 amino acids. The transcript has 9 exons.
ACAAAGGCUUAAAACAGCAAAAAGCAAAGAUUCUCUCGCUGACUUCGUCUCUUCUUCUCUGUGCCGCUGGCGAAGAAGAUUUUUUAGGGUUUUUUAUUUUUCUCUCUUGAGCUGGGGAAUUGUUAUUAUCAAUCGUGUUUUUUGAGCUCUCUUUGAUCGGUGAGAAGAUAUGGCGUCGUCUUCAGCUUCGGCGACGGUGGCGGUUGAUAAAGCAACCAGCGAUCUUUUGUUAGGUCCUGAUUGGACUACGAACAUGGAAAUCUGCGAUUCUGUCAAUUCUCUUCACUGGCAGGCGAAAGAUGUAGUUAAAGCUGUUAAAAAGAGGCUACAGCAUAAGAGUCCUGGAGUUCAACUACUUGCUCUUACGCUUUUGGAGACUUUAGUAAAGAACUGUGGAGAUUAUUUGCACCAUCAAGUUGCAGAGAAAAACUUACUUGGGGAAAUGGUCAAAAUUGUGAAAAAGAAGGUGGAUAUGCAAGUUAGAGAUAAGAUAUUGGUCAUGCUGGACUCUUGGCAGCAAGCUUUUGGUGGUCCAGAGGGAAAGUACCCGCAGUAUUAUUGGGCAUACGAUGAGUUAAGGCGUUCUGGAGUUCAAUUCCCCCGCCGUUCACCUGAUGCGUCCCCUAUAAUAACACCACCAGUGAGUCAUCCACCGUUAAGACAGCCUCAAGGGGGCUAUGGAGCGCCUCAAGCUGGCUAUGGAGAAUCUCAAGCGGGUUAUGGAAUACCUCAAUAUGGAGUACCUCAAUCGGGUUAUGGAGUACCUCAAGCAGGUUAUGGAAUUCCUCAAGUGGGUUAUGGAAUGCCCAGCGGUUCGUCGAGAAGGCUUGACGAAGCAAUGGCAACUGAGGUUGAGGGGCUAAGUUUGUCAAGUCUUGAGUCCAUGAGGGACGUGAUGGAUCUCUUGGGCGACAUGCUACAAGCUGUUGAUCCCAGCGACCGUGCGGCUGUGAAAGAUGAAGUCAUUGUCGACUUGGUUGAGCGUUGUCGUUCCAAUCAGAAAAAGUUAAUGCAGAUGUUAACCUCAACUGGGGAUGAUGAACUUUUGGGCCGGGGACUUGAUCUAAACGACAGUCUUCAAACUCUGCUAGCUAAGCAUGAUGCAAUAGCUUCUGGUUCUCCUCUGCCAGUUGCGGCUUCUGGUUCUCCUCUGUCAAUUCAGGCUUCUAAACCUGGUGAUUCGAGCCCCAAAUCUUCUGAAGCUAAAGAUUCUAGUUCCAUCGCUGGUUCUAGUUCCCCAAUACCAGCCACUGUGUCUACGGGGAAAAGCCCAAUUGAUGAGGAUUACGAGGAGGAGGAAGAUGAGUUUGCGCAACUAGCUCGAAGGCAUUCUAAACCGCCAGCAUCUGUGACUGCAGACCCCACCAGUUCAGAGUCUCAUAAUGCUGCAAGCAAUGCUCUUGCUCUUGCUCUACCUGACCCGCCUCCUCCAGUGAACACCACAAAGGAACAAGACAUGAUUAACCUAUUGAGUAUCACACUGUCUACACCGUCAACUCCGCCGCCUCCAUCCUCUCAGUCUUCACCCCCUCCUCACGCUGUCUCAGAUCAAAACACCCACAUCUAUCCACAGCCUCGACCACAGUUUGAUACCUAUGUUGCUCCAUGGGCACAACCUCAGCAACAGCAACCGCAACAGCCUCCAACACAGCAGGGUUAUGCUCAACAUCAACAACAGCAGGGUUAUUCUCAACAUCAACAACCUCAACAACAGCAAGGUUAUUCUCAACCUCAACAGCAGCAGGGCUACUCUCAACCGCAGCAGCCUCAAACACAGCAGGGCUACUCUCAACUGCAACAGCCUCAAACACAGCAGGGUUAUUCUCAAUCGCAACCGCAAGCACAGUACCAGAUGCAACCGUCAACUCGACCUCAGAAUCCAUAUGAAUAUCCGCCUCCCCCAUGGGCUUCAACAUCAGCGAAUGCUUACUAUACUCCAAGGGCUAAUGCGAGUGCGUCAUACACAGACACAUCGGCCCUGUCUGGGAGAUCACUGCAGCAAUCCAACUCGUUCCCUACAAGAGCCGGAGAUCCCCAGGCUAACUUAACUUCCAGCAAUCCAGGAGUAUCUACAGGACAGAAGCCGUUUGUUCCGUCCUACAGAUUGUUUGAAGACCUUGAUGUGUUUGGGAGCGCAGAUGGGAAGCAUAAUAAACCGACGAACAGUAGUAAUGGUUCUCAAAGCUUGUCUGGGUCUCAGACGCAGCAGAGCAUGAUAGGAGGAAGGAAAAUGAUUUAACAAAGGUGUGGGUGCUUCAUAUUUUCCAUUUGUGAAUAUAAUGGUGUACAUUUUUAUCCCCUUGUUUGAUUUUAGGAUUUGGUAUGACAUACUGAUUCGCUUUGCUGAGACCAAGAGGUUUUUUUUUCCUUAGUUACUUUGUCUUCUGUUUUCUUACCUUUUUGUGGAGUUGUGUGAACUAUUAUUGGUUUGGGGAUAGAGUUAUAACAGUUGGGAACAACAAUUCAUGGGAAUUGGGAGUGGGAAAUGGAACAUUACUCAGUUUCUAGUC